Salvelinus namaycush (lake trout) is the source of this 473-nucleotide messenger RNA. Its product is annotated as membrane-spanning 4-domains subfamily A member 15-like. NCBI's taxonomy places the organism in Eukaryota, Metazoa, Chordata, Actinopteri, Salmoniformes, Salmonidae. Gene Ontology annotation, cellular component: membrane. Bases 13 to 303 code for a protein of 96 amino acids. The transcript has 4 exons. The record is from RefSeq and is a predicted model, not a curated record.
GGAUUGGUGUGCAUGGUGGUGAGCCUGUUUGCUCUUCUCUCCCCUAUCCUGUAUGACCAGUUCCCACUCUUCAUGGGAGUUGCUUUUGUCCUCUCUGGAUCUCUCACUGUGGCUGCCCGGAAAGGAACACGUUUGAGUCUGAUUAAAGGGACUCUGGCUGUGAAUGUUGUCAGUGUUCUUGUGGCUCUGGCUGGGGUUGCCUAUAUUUGCAUGCUGCUGACUGUAAAACAUGAAGAUGGUUUCUGCACCGAAACUGACGACAACUAUACUUCCGAUUCCAACCAGAACAGGAUGAAGGAAUGACAGGAUAAAGGAAUGCACAAGCAUGGUUAGGACAAUAUAUAAAGUCUUGAAUGGGGUAAAGGGCCUACUGCUGGUCCUAACGGUGAUGGAGCUCUGUGUGGCCCUCACUGUCUGUGUCUUCUCUGGGAAAGCCAUUCACCUCCGUGGGUACUACAGCCUGAGCCGUGGCC